UCGGACAGCUCGGCCUCUGCCGCUUCGGUUUUGACGCAAGCCCCGCAACUUCUUCCCCGCAGCUCCUACUGCUUGCUUUACUCGGUGAAAUCAGUUUGGGCUCAGGACACCCAGAAGCGAGUCACUGCAGAGGCCAUCACGCGUGUCACAGGUCACUCCCAGAACCUCUUGUUAUGUGAACCCCCCCCCCCUCAACUCGUUACCUGCUGCUGCGCCACUCUUCCGUGGAGGAUGCGCACUCGACGCGCAAUGGCCACGGACGCUUCUGUUACCGCAAACACUCGUCUUCAAAUGGACUAUGAGACGAAGAUUUUGCCUCACGCCGGCGGCUAUGGACGCUAUAACCGAAUCGUGGUCGUAUUUAGCUGGUUCCCCAACCUGGCGGUCAUGCUGAAUCUAUUUAGCGACGUUUUUUACAGCCUAAUCCCGGACUCGUACCACUGCAAACCCGACCCGCAGCUCCUUCCCUCGACUUUCCUCCUCAGCAACUUCUCCAGACAGGGAUACCUCGACCUGGCCAUCCCCUGGGUGAACGGAACCGGGCUAAGCCACUGCGAACUCUUUAAGUACCCACCCAACACCUCGGACCUGUCCGAAAAUGUGCCCCGGGAGAGGGUGCCCUGCACCAAAGGGUGGGAGUACGCCCAGGCAGCGGGGCUCCAGAGCAACUUUGUCACCGAGUGGAACCUUGUUUGCAGUGACUACUGGAAAAUCCCUUUGCAGCAUAUUUGCUUCAUGACGGGAUGGAUUCUGGGAUAUAUCUUCCUUGGUACAUUGUGCGACUGGUUGGGUCGUCGGCGAGGUUUCCUCCUCUCCAUCAGUCUGUCCAGUCUGUUAGGGGUCGCGCUGUGUUUUUCCAGCAGCGUUGUGGUGUUUCUGCUGCUGCGUCUCUCUCAAGGCGCCAUGCUCGCUGGGGUGUUUGUGUCCUCGUACAUUGCCAGGUUGGAGCUGUGUGACCCUCCCCAUCGUCUCAUGGUUGCCAUGGUCAGUGGCUUCUUUGCCGUGUUCGCGGAGCUGCUGUUGCCGGGCAUCGCUGUUCUGUGCCGUGAUUGGCCCAUUCUCCAGGCUGUGGCCACUUUGCCUCUGCUCCUGCUGCUGUCCUAUUGGUGCUGUGCGUCAGUGUUUCCCGAGUCUCCCCGCUGGCUGCUGGCCACAGCUCAGAUCCCUCAGGUGAAGAGGAGCCUCCAGGAGUUCUCCAUCAGAAAUGGCGUUUGUCUGCGAGAUGAACUCUACCCUGGUGAAACCCUGCUGUCAGAGAUAGAUUCAGCGUUCGGAGAAGACUGUCAACCAAGGUACUAUUCAGUGCUGGAGCUGCGUCAGACUCGUGUUAUCUGGAAGAACUGCCUCAUCCUCAGCUUCACUCUGUUCAUUGGAACAGGAAUCCAGUACUGUUUCACCAGAAACCUGCACAGUUAUUCCACCAACUUCUACUUCAGCUACUUUCUCAGAGUGAUAACUGGAGCACUGGCCUGCAUCUUCAUCUGUGUAUCUGUCAAUCACUUUGGUCGGCGUGGUAUUCUUCUGCUUUCGGCCAUCAUCACUGGACUGUCGUCGCUGCUGCUGCUGGCCCUCACUCAGUACCUGCGUGGAGGCCUGGUGUUGGUGCUGUCUGUCGUGGGUCUGCUGUUUUCUCAGGCUCUCGCCAUGCUCAGUGUGUUCUUCGCGUGUGAGGUGAUGCCAACUGUAGUUCGAGGCGGCUGCCUCGGCCUGGUGCUGGCAGCGGGUUGUGUCGGCAUGGCCGCCUCCUCCCUGAUGGAGCUCCAGAAUAACAGUGGCUACUUCCUCCACCAUGUCAUCUUCGCCUCCUUCGCCGUCCUCUCCGUUCUCUGCAUAAUGCUCCUGCCUGAAAGCAAACGCAAGCCGCUCCCAGACUCCCUGAAGGAGGGCGAGAGCCAGCGACGACCGCCUCUCUUUCUGUCCCGGCCCGACAGGGACAACCUGCCUUUACUGUGUGCCCGGCCCCCUUUGUCGGAGUACAACCCUGAUAACUAUUCCCGCUUGGUUUCUGCCACCAGGAGGAUGUUGACUAAAGAUAAUUUGCCUUAUAGGAUCGCUGUGCCAACUCAUUCCCCUUUGCUGUCAGACAGUGAAACACAGGAGCAAGAGCACGAGGCACUGAGUGAGGUCGUAUCUUAAGAACCUCCUUAUCCCUCCUCUGUACAGACUU
Messenger RNA from Xiphias gladius (swordfish), 2167 nucleotides. It is a transcript of the gene slc22a31, whose product is annotated as solute carrier family 22 member 31. Gene Ontology annotation, molecular function: transmembrane transporter activity. Gene Ontology annotation, biological process: transmembrane transport. Gene Ontology annotation, cellular component: membrane. Bases 232 to 2136 code for a protein of 634 amino acids. The transcript has 9 exons. NCBI's taxonomy places the organism in Eukaryota, Metazoa, Chordata, Actinopteri, Istiophoriformes, Xiphiidae. The record is from RefSeq and is a predicted model, not a curated record.